AUGACAGGAAUGCGGUGUCCAUAUGCUAUCCUGACAGCUUGCUCACAGUCGCAUGCAUUCGAAGAAAGGCGUUUUACAGUACCAAAUUCGGAAGAAGAGGCAAUAAAAAUUGGACGAUCAGUUGCACGAUUGAAACCCAGUUCGGAUAACGCUAUUUUUGAUUGCAAGGUGUUGUCAAGAAAUCAUGCAAUUUUAUGGCAUGAGGAAGGUUGUUUUCUUCUCAAAGAUACGAAAAGCAGUAAUGGGACAUUUGUCAAUAACGAUCGGCUAUCGAAAAGUGCGGAAGAAAGUUCUCCGCG
Messenger RNA from Acanthocheilonema viteae, 299 nucleotides. Lineage: Eukaryota; Metazoa; Nematoda; Chromadorea; Rhabditida; Onchocercidae. The record is from the annotation of a GenBank genome assembly.